CAACUAUUUCUCUUUCUCUGUGUCUCUCUGUGGAUCUUGUUUUGUUUUGUUUUGUUUAUAAGCAUUUGUUUAUGCAUAUAUAUACUUCGUACUUCUACCAACCAUCUUAUCAUAUCACAAAGUAGCAUUAUUGCAAAAUUUCGAUCGUCCUUCCCAAGUCAACAUCUAUUUCUACAACCACAUAAUAAUAGUUUUUUUGAUUCUGAAUCUAGUUACUAACUCAUUCAUUAACAAUCACUUUUCACCUACACACACCAAUAGUACUCCUUACUUUGAACUUUAGUUUCAUUUCAGACAAAACAUAUUCUGCAAUCAACAAGGUUCUUUCUUUCAUACAAUGAAUCCAGACAUAUUAUUAUUAUUAUUAUAGAGAUAAUAAUAAUAAUAUAUAUAUAGCUUGUGUUAUUGCAACUGCAUAAUGGUGCAAGAAAAUAUGAUGAAGGAACUACUUGCUUUGGCAGUUAGAAACAUUCAAUGGAGCUAUAUAAUCUUCUGGUCUCAAUCUGGUAGCCAACCUGGGGUGUUGAGUUGGGGGGAAGGAUAUUACAAUGGAGAAAUUAAGACAAGGAAAACAAGUCAAGAAGUGGAACUUAGUUCUGAUGAAAUAGGCUUGAAGAGGAGUGAGCAACUGAGAGAUCUUUUCAGGUCCCUUAAACCUACAGAAACAAGUCCUCCAACAAAAAAGCCUUCUGCAGCACUUUCACCUGAAGACCUCACAGAUACUGAGUGGUACUAUUUGGUUUGUAUGUCCUUUGUAUUCAACAUUGGCCAAGGGUUACCAGGAAGAGCUUUAGCAAAUGGUCAACCAAUUUGGCUUAUGGAUGCCUAUUCGGUUGAUUGCAAAGAGUUUAGUCGCGCUCUCCUCGCAAAGAGUGCAUCUAUUCAGACAGUGGUGUGCUUUCCUUUUAUGAAAGGGGUUAUUGAGAUAGGCACAACUGAUAUGGUAAUGGAAGAUCUCAGUAUCAUUCAACAGAUCAAAACUUCUUUAUCGAAUAUUCUAACUGUCGAUGACCCUAUUAACGGUCAAGUUACAUUGAAUUCGAGAAAUAAUGAAGAUGUAGCAUUUGAUCAUAUUGAUCACAAUGCUGAAUUAAUUCCAGAAGUUGGUAAUGACAUAAUCAACACAACAAUAUCUCGUAAUGGCAGUUCAACUGCAUUACAAACCAAUCAACUACCAGAUGAAACAUUCAUGGUUGAAAGCUGGCAAAUUAUGGAUGAUGAUUUGAUCCAUAACUCCAUGAAUUCAAGUGAUUGCAUAUCACAAACUAUUGCUUCUGUUCCUAGAAGUGGAGAAGAUUGCAACAAUAACCAAAUGACCUUAGGGUAUCCACUAAGUUAUGAUUGCCAUUAUCAGAAAAUUCUUUCAGAACUAUUGACAAGCAAUGACCAGUUAACUAUGGGGAUGCAUUUUCAAAACUCUCAUCAAGAUUCAAGUUUUCGUGUUUGGAACAAAAGAUGGCCAGUGGAUUGCCAAAGGCCAAGACAAGGAAACUCACAAAAGCUAUUGAAGAAGAUGUUGUUAGAAGUUCCGCGGAUGCACAUGGAUGGUUUGAUUGAAUCUCAAGAAGAGAAUGACUAUAGAGAAGCAACAAGACUAGAGCCUGAUGAAGGUAUGAACCAUGUUUUGUCAGAAAGAAGGAGAAGAGCAAAACUAAAUGAAAGGUUUUUAACUCUUAGAUCAAUGGUACCUUCAAAUAGUAAGGAUGACAAAGUUUCUAUACUAGAUGAUGCAAUUGAAUACCUUAGCAAGCUUGAAAAAAGGAUAAAAGAGUUGGAAGCUCAAAGAGAACCAAUAGAUAUAGUAGAGUCUAGAAGUAAAAAAUCACAUCAUGAUAUGUUGGAGAGGACUUGUGAUGACUAUUAUAACAACAAAACUAACAAUGGCAAGAAACCAAUGAUGAAGAAGAGGAAAAUAUGUGACAUAGGUGAAACAAGGAGACAGAAUUGUUCUGAUGCUUUAAAAGGAAGUUCUAAUAGUGAUGUUACUGUCAGUAUGAGUGACAAUGGAGUUGUGAUUGAAAUGAAGUGUCCUUCUAAAUCAGGAAGGAUAUUGGAAAUUAUGGAGGCAGUUAACCAUCUUAACAUGGAUUUUAAUUCAGUUCAAUCAACAGAUUCUGAUGGGAGGCUUCAUGUGAUCAUUAGAUCUAAGUUCAAAGGACCAGCUAAUGCAACGACAAAAAGGAUCAAACAAGCCCUACAAAAAGUGGCUUCAAAGUUUUGAAUAUUUGUAUUCUCAAAAUAAAUAAAAACAAGGAGAUGUUCAAAUUAGUUCCUGCCAGUUGCAGUGUGACACAGAGAGUUGAGUAUGUUGAUUUAGUCACAAGUGCAAAUUCUUGGAGAUUUUUUUUGAAGAAUAACUCUUGGUGAUGUAACAUGGACAUUUGUUUCAUUACUUGUAAAUGGGGUAGGUAGGCUUAGUUGACAUUUAUACUGAAUUAAUUAGCCAAUGAUUUGACAUGAAUCAAUAAUUCUCACUUUGUUUAUGAAUUUCUCCCUCACAAUCAUUAUAUUAAUUUUUGUA
Messenger RNA from Trifolium pratense (red clover), 2521 nucleotides. RefSeq names its product transcription factor EGL1. The coding region runs from base 419 to 2221 and encodes 600 amino acids. The record is from RefSeq and is a predicted model, not a curated record. The transcript has 8 exons. Gene Ontology annotation, molecular function: protein dimerization activity. Lineage: Eukaryota; Viridiplantae; Streptophyta; Magnoliopsida; Fabales; Fabaceae.